Molecule: messenger RNA, 945 nt
Organism: Saccharomycopsis crataegensis
Lineage: Eukaryota; Fungi; Ascomycota; Saccharomycetes; Ascoideales; Saccharomycopsidaceae
Product: glutathione S-transferase
Exons: 1
Coding region: 1-945 (314 amino acids)
Source: RefSeq, a predicted model, not a curated record
AUGUCUGCAACUGAUUCUACUGCUGCCAAUCAUGCUGCACACAGCACUUCUGCUCUUGCAAGUGCCCCAGCAGCAACAACAACAAAAACAAAAACAGCAGCUACUGCUAACACAACUACCGCUUCUCAUGCUUCUGCCGAUGCUGUUUCGACCAAUGCAAUUCCUAGUGCAGGUACAAGGGAUGUUCCUAGCGAGCCUCCUGCGGGAACUGCUAGUGAUAUUCCUGGAGUUUCUACCGGAGUCCCUAUUGAAACCACCCAUACUGAAGUUUAUCCAAAAAUCACCGUCCAUUGGCUAAACCACUCUCGUGCAACCCGAGUGCUUUGGCUACUUGAAGAGCUUGGUCUCAAGUAUGAUAUUAAAACCUACCAACGUGACAAGUACCUUCAUGCCCCAGAAUCGCUUAAAUCAGUGUACCCACUUGGGAAAUCCCCGGUGGUGGAAGUUCAGAAAACCGCCGACUCGACUCCGGUGGUCUUGGCAGAGUCGGGGUACGUUUUCCAAUGGGUUUUAAGAGAAUUCGAUGCCGGAAAACUUAGAAACAAGGGAAACCGGGAUAAAGUGGAUUAUUAUUUGCAUUAUGGUGAAGGAUCUCUCCAGCCCCCAUUAUUGUUUGAAGCGGUGCUUCAGCUAGUUGAAAAAGCAUUUGCUCCUUGGCCGAUUUCGGCAAUAAAGAAGGGGUUGGUCAAUAAGAUUAGACUGGCGUAUUGUGUUCCCGAAACCACCAACAAUUUGGAGUUUCUCGAGAAGGAAUUAUCUAAAGGUGGCGGAUACUUUGCCGGCAGUAAGUUAUCAGCAGCCGAUAUCAUGUUGUCGUAUCCUCUUGAUGUUGUGGUCCAUAGAGGAGUGAAGUUGGAUGAGUUUCCGGAGAUCAAGAAAUGGGUGGCGAUGAUCAAGGAAAACGCCAACUUCCAAGCUGCUCGCAAAUAUGGCCUGGAUACUUGA